Messenger RNA from Fonsecaea erecta, 14505 nucleotides. RefSeq lists its product as hypothetical. Bases 1 to 14505 code for a protein of 4834 amino acids. Gene Ontology annotation, molecular function: ATP hydrolysis activity; ATP binding. Lineage: Eukaryota; Fungi; Ascomycota; Eurotiomycetes; Chaetothyriales; Herpotrichiellaceae. The record is from RefSeq and is a predicted model, not a curated record. Gene Ontology annotation, biological process: ribosomal large subunit assembly; rRNA processing. Gene Ontology annotation, cellular component: preribosome, large subunit precursor; nucleus. The transcript has 2 exons.
AUGGAAGACAUAGCAGUAUACUGCUCAUGGGCGGAUGCGCAACUCGGCGCUGAUCACGCUUUCCUCUCAGAAGUCCCUACAGAAGUCCGAUCACUCAUUACCAGAUCAACAGCGUCUCAGUAUCUGGAGUCCCUCGCCGAUGUUAUCCGUGAUGCUAGAUAUACAGAUGCGCUGUUCCCACUCUUCAAACCUCUCUUGCCCGAGCUGCACGCCAGGUGGUCGAGUCCCAACUGCACCACUGAACUGAAGGACAUUAUCAGCACCAUAUCUUGUCUGGCUAGGAUUUUGCCCCUUGCCACGUAUCUGCGCCCUCAUAUCAAAUGGCUGCUUCGGAUAGACCACUUAAGGCGUCGUGUGAUGGAUCUAAGAGGCCCUUCAUCCGAGCUUCCAGACGAUGUCGAACAUGCACUUCUGCUCGCUGUCUUCCGGCUACUCUCGUUUGACCGACGCAUCCUCACCGAUAUCGUUACUCCUGUCUUUUUCUCGUCCUUUUUGCGUCAUCGCGCACUGCCAGUCAGAUACUUAGCUGUCCAGUGUCUGUGCAUAAUCAUGCACUUCGCCGAUGCGUUUUCUGAGACCAUGGUCAAGACAUAUGUGGGCGAUGAAGCCUUAUGGGGCGAGUGGGAGGGUCAGCGGAUAGAUUAUCGGCUGCUGAAGCUUUGGGAAGAGAGGCGCUGGAAAGAUCUCAUUUCCACGACGGCGAGCAUUGAGAAAUCCUGGCAAUCAUCAUCAUCGUCCUCACCUUCAAAGGGUCGCAAUCGGCUUUCCGAAAGUUUCACGCCGCGCGUUGUUGAUGUUGGCGGCAUUCUCCACUUGCCCUUGCCUUUGGACGAUCAUACACCAAGGCUGUCUGCUUCUACUUUCGUCCUGACGCCCACGGCGAAGCUCAAUUUGCGGCGGCUGGGCGAGUGUGUAUUAUAUUCGAAACCCAUCCUAAUCUCGGGCCAGGCCAGUUCCGGAAAGACGUCGUUGGUACACGAGGCCGCAAGGCUUCUGGAUCGAUCAUCGUCAAUGAUUACAUUACACCUCAACGAACAAACAGACGCUAAGAGUUUGUUGGGGAUACACACUUCUUCAGCCGACGGCCAGUCCUUUACCUGGCAGCCCGGCGUUUUGACUAAGGCCAUGCAACAGGGACGAUGGGUUCUGAUAGAAGACAUUGACCGGGCACCAGGCGAGGUUAUGGGGAUGCUGCGUCCGAUCCUUGAGAAUGGCGAACUGUUACUGCCGAGUCGAAAUGAAAAGAUAUAUCCGAGGGAUGGAUUUCGCAUUUUGGCAACUAUCGAAUCAGCCGGGCAGACGUCUUCCAUCAAAAAUUCUCGCCAAUCGUGGCUCCUCAGUUCCCGACUCUGGAGCAUUGUCGAAGCGGCCAACUACCCGCCAGAAGAGGUCGAAGCCUUGCUUUAUUCUCGAUACCCUAAUGCUAAUGUUUUUAUUCCGACGAUUCUGCAAGUUCACGGAAAUCUUCUUCGUCUACACAAGGAACACCAUGCACUAAAAAGACUACAGACACGCAUGCCCUCCUUGAGGGAUCUUCUCAAUCUGUUGAGGAGGAUAGUCCGUCGACUGGGCCGUCAUGGUGCCAUUUCACAGUCGGAUCCUCUCCCCGAACAGACAAAAUUCCACAUUUUCAAAGACGCCGUCGACUGCUAUGCAGGCUAUUUCGACAAUGAGGAGCUUCAUGGAUUCAUGGCCGAGAGGAUUGCUGCCGAAAUGAAUAUUUCACCUCAGCAGAUGCGGCACUCUCUGGAUGAAACCUUCCCAACUAUCUCUGAGCACAAAGACGUGGUGCAGGUUGGACGGAGUACUCUUAAGAGAAUUGCAGUUCGCCGAGGACAAGCCAAGAGAGCUCCUUUUGCGUUCACCGUUUCUGCUAGCAGAACGCUCGACCGCAUAGCCGUGUGCGCCGAUUGCUCAGAACCGUGCCUUCUAGUUGGUGAGACUGGCGUUGGAAAGACGACUCUGGUGCAACACGUUGCCAGCCUCGUGGGCCAGACACUUACUGUGAUCAACCUGUCGCAGCAGAGCGAAGCUGGUGACCUUAUUGGGGGGCUGAAGCCUGUAACAAUUCGAUCUCUGAUUCUGCCAGUAGUCGAAAAGUUUAACACCUUGUUUGAUGAUACCUUCUCCGCAAAAAGAAACGAGAAAUUCCAAAUAUCUCUUACGAAGGCAUUCGGAAAACAGAACUGGUCGAGACUACUGAUUUUAUGGAAUGAAGCUAUCCAGAUGGCAGCAGCCUCUCUCAACACCGCAGAAAACCCCCGUGCAGAUGGAUCUGUCCAUGCAAACAAGAAGCGCAGGCUGGACACACCGAAAUAUGAAGCACUCCGCACGAGGUGGACUGACUUUUCUGAAAGCCUGAAGCAGAUUCGUGCCUUUGUUGCCCACGGUCACAAGACUCACACUUUCGCGUUCGUUGAAGGCAGGUUGGUGCAAGCAGUCCGAGAAGGAGGAUGGGUACUCUUUGAUGAGAUCAAUCUAGCCCCGUCGGACACUCUCGACCAUAUUGUCAGCCUCUUGCAGAAUGGAGACGAAGAAAAGCCUUCGUUACUUCUCACCGAAGCAGGCAACAUUGAGACCAUCAUUGCUCAUCCAAAUUUCCGCGUCUUCGCUGCUAUGAACCCGGCAACGGAUGCGGGAAAGAAAGACCUCCCCCCUGCUCUGCGAUCACGAUUCACCGAGAUAUAUGUUCCCUCUGGCGACAAUAAUCUCGAGGAUCUGACCAAGAUCAUUCAAACAUAUCUAGCAUCCCUGCUUGAUAACGACAAACGAGCCUCCCUGGAUCUUGCGAACUCUUAUCUCGAGCUGAAGAAGCUCAAUGAAGCACACCAACUGACCGAUGGGGCAGGUGAAACGCCGCAUUUCAGUAUUCGGUCCCUUGUUCGAUGUCUAUUAUAUGUCUCGCAACACAGUGCAAGCUACGGCUUGAGACGUGCUAUGUACGAGGGAUUUGCCAUGAGCUUCUUUACGGUACUGAGUAGAGCAGCCGAAAAUUUGGCUCUACCGUUGCUUGAGAAACACCUUCUCUCAAGUAUCAAGAACCGGAAGGCAUUUUUCAGCCAACAACCAAAAAUGCCACAGAAUGGAGAGGACUACGUUGCUUUCAGACAUCACAUUGUCAAAAGAGGUCCGGUUGCUCCUGACUUCCAACCGCACUAUAUCAGAACACCCUCUGUCGAACGCAAUUUGCUCAACCUGGCUCGUGCCGCCUCUAUGCGACGUUUUCCAAUUCUUCUCCAAGGUCCGACAUCGGCUGGCAAGACCAGCAUGGUUGAAUAUCUUGCAAAAUUGUCGGGUAACAAAUUCGUUAGGAUCAACAACCAUGAGCACACAGACCUCCAGGAGUAUUUGGGCAGCUAUAUGUCCGAUACCGACGGCAGGCUCGUGUUCAGAGAAGGUGUCCUGGUGGAUGCGCUACGCCUUGGCCAUUGGAUCGUGCUCGAUGAAUUGAAUUUAGCUCCGAGCGAUGUGCUCGAAGCUCUCAAUCGCUUGCUUGACGAUAACAGAGAGCUCCUUAUUCCAGAGUCUCAGGAAAUCGUGCGACCACAUCCUAAUUUCAUGCUCUUCGCCACACAGAAUCCGGCUGGUCUAUAUGGGGGUCGGAAGCGGCUAUCCAGAGCUUUCAGAAAUCGCUUCCUCGAAAUUCACUUUGAUGAUAUUCCUGAAGAUGAACUGGAGAUAAUACUACGAGAACGGGCCCAGAUCGCUCCUUCGUUUUGCACCAAAAUUGUGGCAGUCUACAAGAAAUUGUCCCUUCUCAGGCAAUCUUCUAGAUUGUUCGAACAGCGCAACAGCUUUGCUACACUUCGAGAUCUAUUCCGAUGGGCCUCAAGACCUGUGGACGACUGGCAGCAGUUGGCACAGCACGGCUUCAUGCUCUUGGCAGAACGAGUAAGAGAACCAGCAGAGCGUGCUGUGGUCAAGGGCAUUAUCGAGGAGACUAUCAAAGUUGUGAUUGACGAAAGUGUUUUGUAUGGCAUGUCGAAGAUUCCGAACGCUGUUCAGCACCAUGGUUCGAUUAUCUGGACGCCGGCAAUGAGGCGAGUUUUUGUUCUUGUGACCGAAGCACUGAAAAAUAACGAGCCGGUUCUCUUGGUCGGCGAAACAGGAUGCGGAAAGACUCAAAUCUGCCAGGUGAUUGCCGAAGCAACUGGCACGCCAAUUGAUAUCUACAACGCGCAUACCAAUACCGAAACUAGUGAUCUUAUUGGGUCUCAGCGACCAAUUCGUAACCGGUCUGAGCUUGCUCAUCAUGUUCACGCUAGCUGGCAGGCUUUGGUUCGUUCCAGGCCUGACAGCAGCUUGACUGAAGACCUUGAUGUUCACCAAAUUGUGGAGGCUGUCAAGACUCUUGACCAAUCGAGCUAUGAUCCCAGACUUGUCCAGAAUCUCCGAUCUAGCAUCGGGGCAUACGAGGCUCUGUUUGCUUGGAAUGACGGCAGUCUCGUCCGAGCCAUGAAACGGGGCGAAUAUUUCUUGCUCGAUGAAAUUUCUUUGGCUGAAGACUCUGUUCUUGAACGUCUGAACAGUGUCCUGGAGCCAUCUCGGACAAUUCUGCUCGCGGAAAAGGGCUCGGUCGACAAUCUCGUUAUCGCGCACCCCAAAUUUCAAUUUUUGUCCACAAUGAAUCCAGGAGGCGACUACGGGAAGAAGGAGCUGUCGGCGGCACUACGAAAUCGGCUGACUGAAAUCUGGGUACCUCCCUUGUCACAAGAAGCAGAUCUCUUGCCCAUUGUCCAGACUAAGCUAGGAACAAAAACAAGUAAUCUGGCCAAGAAGAUGCUCCAGUUUGCUGCCUGGUUUCGUACAGAGUUCCACAAUGCAGCAUCCAAGAGCAUUGCAUUGCGAGAUCUGUUGGCUUGGGCAGACUUCGUCAAUCGCGCCGAGUCCCUGGGCGAGGAGUCUGCUUUCGUGCACGGGGCGUUCAUGGUCUACAUCGACUCCAUCGGUGCAAAUCCAUCUGGGCUAACUUCCAUGGGUGCAAGAGAUUUAAAUGAGUCAAGAAAAAGGUGUCUCGAACGAUUACAAGAUCUGGUUAGUCUCAAUGUCCUGGAAAACUAUGGAAGAAUUCCUGAGCUUUCAUCUUCGGAGGAACGCCUCUUCGUUGGUCAAUUCUCUCUUGCUCGGACCGAAACUUCAGCUCAGCAGACAACGGAUCUGGUUUUCAACGCUCCAACCACGGCACAAAAUACAAUGAGGAUUGUUCGUGCUUUGCAAAUGACAAGGCCCAUUCUGUUGGAAGGCAGCCCUGGUGUCGGCAAGACGGCGAUAGUGACAGCGCUCGCCCAAGCUUGUGGAAGGAAGUUCACUCGAAUUAAUCUGUCCGAUCAGACGGAUCUUAUGGAUUUGUUUGGGGCGGACGCACCAUCCGAGAACGAAGGAGUCGGGAAGUUUUCAUGGCAAGACGGACCUUUGCUGAAAGCUAUGCAGUCCGGUGGAUGGGUCCUGCUCGACGAAAUGAAUCUGGCAUCUCAAUCCGUUCUGGAAGGGCUGAAUGCUUGCUUGGAUCACCGUCGGGAAGUGUAUAUUGCAGAGUUGGACAAGUCUUUCAUCUGUCAUCCGGAUUUCACUCUGUUUGCGGCGCAAAACCCUCAUCAUCAAGGCGGAGGUCGGAAAGGACUUCCGGCUUCCUUCGUCAAUCGAUUCACGGUCGUCUACGCCGAUUCUUUCCAACGUGUGGACCUGAUUCGUAUUUGCAAGUCCAGGUUCCCAGAGGUUGACGAUGAUCAAAUCGAGAAUGUGAUCAAUGAGGCUACGCGCCUGGAAAAGGUCGUUGCGGGGAGCCCUGCUUUUGCCAACGGGGGACCUUGGGAAUUGAAUCUACGCGAUGUGGAGCGAUGGCUGCGAUUGUGUAAAGAGCAGCCAACACUUCCCUCGUCUUACCAUGUUCGCACUAUUGUCACGGAGCGUUUUCGCACCGUUGUCCAAAGAGACCAGGCCUCCGGAGCAGCCGAGUCAGGCUCCAUUUCUCUCACGCCCGAAAGCUUUUACAACAACAUGACUGACAGCGUUCUUCAGAUCGGCAACGCCUUCCUCUCCAGGGAUGCCGUUUUCCAAAAUACCCAGGCGCCGCACACAACUCCCUCUACACGACAACUUUCCGCCUCAAACUCUAUCAUUACAGCCAUCGGACAGAAAUGGCCUGUGAUCCUGGCUGGUCCCUCGGGUUCGGGAAAGACAACUCUCAUCCGAUAUCUUGCGGCAGCAGCAGGGGUCGAGCUUGUCGAGUUUUCCAUGAACUCUGAUGUAGACACGAUAGACCUCGUGGGAGGUUUCGACCAAUACGAUGUCCGUCGCGAUGUCAGCUCGAUCCAGAUCAAAGUACGAGAAUUGCUUCGAGAACAAAUCGCAGCAGCUCUGAAAAAUGUAGCAGAUGAAGCGCGCCAGAUUGAACUGCUGAGGGCAUGGCGCUUCCUCGAAGACAAUGAGAUCGAAAUUCCUGAGCUUCGGGCAGCGAUCUUAACUUUACUGCCGAUUUUCCCGGAACUGCGACCACAAGUUGAAAUGAUUUCAACUAUCCUUGAUUCAGAUCGUGAAAAAAGCCUCCGAUUUGUCUGGAAUGAUGGCGUCCUCGUCAAUGCUGUUGAGAACGGCUCGUGGCUGUUGCUCGAAAAUGCCAAUUUGUGCAAUCCGUCUGUUUUGGACCGGCUCAACUCCUUGCUCGAACCAGGUGGAUCACUUGCCAUCAGCGAGCAACAUAAUGGGAGCACUGGCACCAGAAUAAUCGAGCCACAUGCAAAUUUCAGAAUCUUUCUGACGAUGGACCCGCGCUAUGGAGAGCUCUCUCGGGCGAUGAGGAAUCGGUCACUCGAGAUCUUUAUUCCUGACGUCCACAAGAUUGACCGUGCGACUCCGAUCCAGUAUCCGAUUUCUUCUUCUCUCACUCGAUUGCGACAUUUGAUGGACACCGUCGGCAAAACACAAAAGGCUCACAGUAUCGAGGCAGCGGUAGACAAUCUCAGCCGUACAGAUAUGAAGUUGAUCUCACAGGCCGAUCACUCCAUGCUUGAUCCCACAACUAACGAAUUAUUACAAAAAGAAAUCGGCGACAGGAAUCUGUCCGAGGUGGGAGAUGUGUACCAAACCUUGAGCUAUCUGGUGCUUUCGAAAGACAACCGAUUUCCACAAAUGCCCAUCCUUAACGAGCCACUGAUCUUGCUCGAAGGGGUUUCCAAAAAUGAAUCUCUAGGGCCUUCCUUUGCAGGACCAUUUACCAAGUACUGGUAUGUAACGCGGCAGUUGGCAGAAAUCAUUUCGAUCAUGAAGAACGCAUCAAUCCGUGUCAAAACACUCGCCAUCAAGGACCAAACAGUACUCGAAAGAUCAAUUUCUGUUUCGAAGAGGGCAGCACUUGGUUCAACACCAAACGUUGCAGCUUUUGGCAAGCUUGUGGUUUCCUCAAUGUCUGAAGUCGUUCGGAGGGAGCUCAGGGCGAGGAGGAAUGAGGUCCUGGCGGAGGGAGUGGAACGAAUCCUUCGCUUUACUCUGGAGUUCAUCUUCCUCUGUAACACGAAAACAAUUGACAUAGCUUCUUUGGAGGCAUAUCUGCAAGUUGGGGCUGACUUGCAGAAUCUUGUUCAGCGACAGUCUCCCGACCUUGCCUCUCAGUUUUCAUCGUGCCUAGAUGCUUUGGGGGCUUCCAGGACUGGUCCAGAGGCUGGGUUCGGGCUUCAACUUAUGUGGCCAAGUUUCCGGCCCAUAACAGCAUGCACGUGGUCACAACUCAACUGUCAGCUCGCAUUAGAACAGCUCAUCGGCAGAUUCGAUAUCGCAUGUCGCCGCUUACCGCAACCUCGAACCUCACUUUCCGGUGUGAGGUUCAGAUUGAAAAGUGCGUAUGCCUCGAUUGCCGAGUCAGAACAACCAGAAUCCCUGAUGCUGGAUCUUCAGGAGGCCGUGUCAAGACUCCAGGAGCAAUCAAACAACGGCUUUCUUCUUGAAGGAAAGUUUGAAAACGUGAUCAGAUUCAUAUACCAAGCAGUUAUGUUGCAGAAGGGCACAGCGAACGAAUCAGAUCUGGGAACUCUAGCGAUGUUUAUGCACCAAUCCCAAAGACUUUCACUUGCCUUUGGAUAUCAAAACACUGUGUCUAAUUCGUUGGCCCGUCUUGCAUCCCUGAAUGCAGAUAUCUUGGUGGAUGACGGCUCCGUUGGGCUGGAACUCAGUGGUCAGCUUUCUUCAGUACAACGCCAGCCUCUCGGAACCCUCAAUCAUGCGAAAGAGGAGGUGCAGGAACUGACGAAGACGUUGGCAUCCCACACUUCCUCAUUUGACAACUUCUGGCGUCCACUGAUUGAGAAUCUCCUUUCGAUUCUGGGAGGCUUCAUGUCUUCCUUCCGUGCUCUCUUGACGCCGGAGGCAAGAGCAUGCUUUCCUGAAGGAUACGGACCAGAUCUAUCUCGGUUGUCUACCAUACCGAGCGAGGAUGUCUUCCUGAAUGUGCACAGCAACGAGCCUUUCAACAAAGUGCCCUUGGACCCUGCAAUAUAUCCGAUGGUUGUGUACCAUCUCCAUGAACGCCGACGAGGGGAACUGGUUUCCAGAAUCGAAGGGCAGAAGGAAUUUCACAGGCACCUGAUGGGAAUAGACACCGCUCUUGUUAUCCGUAUCCUACAACAAGAGCUGCUCGAAUUGGGUACUGUCACUCAACCUCCGGCAGUGAUAAGACCUGGCAAAGAAGAAUUCUUCAAGAUUCAAGACGUCUUCACAACAAUCGUGAACGGUUUGCUUAACUACCAGGAAGCUCAAACGCUUCAAGAACUACGUCCUGGCAGUGUAGAAUGGAUCGAGCACUGGGCUAGCAAACAAGGAAUGUCAAAUCUGAGCACGAUCAUUGAGCGACUAGAAACUUCUCAUCGAGCGUUCGAUGACUUUGUGAAGCCGAUUCUAUGGUUCUUGAAAUGCCUGUAUCUGGCCUUGGAGCUUGAGGUUGGCGACAGGAGUCGAAGCAGCACCCCUCUAGUUCUUCGCGAGCUUAUCGCAAGCACUCCUUUACUGACCAGAAGUCCUGCCACUGUUCACCACUGGAAACCCCUUCACAUCUCAUCUCCAGUGGUUAAGCUGCACUGGCUGGAUCACAUUGGAAUGAGAGCUGCUCUAGCAGGGAAGAGGGAGUCUGUCCUGAUCGAGGACUUCAUUGGCGUUAUUGAUGGCUUUUACUUCGAAUGGAAAACUCGCCUGACCCAAGACCAGGCCGAUGCUGCAACGAGAUCUCGCUACUAUACCUACCGUGGGGAUACGCUUGAAGACGAAGACGGCGAAAGUCGCGAAAUGAGAGAGCUAUUUCCACAGUUCGAAGACGAGGACAUGGAGAAUGACGUGCAGCAACCAAAAUUCGACGCUCGCGCCAAUGCGGCUCGACUCAGCAGGCUACAUCAGAAGAUCUUAACCAAACAAGACCCGCAGGGGGCCAUGGAAGCGUUCAUUCUAUCCACAAUGGAAUUAUUACCCAAGGCUGCCGGUGCUGCUGGAGGCACUGGAAGUUCGUUCCUUGAUUUCCUACCGGCUGUCUUUCUGCAGAUGGAAGCUAAAUUGAACGAGUUUAGCAGCGAGAAAAGUGCCAGCACCUUCAACAUAUACACUGACCCCGACGUUCAGCAAAGUCAGAAGCUGUUGGAUCUGGUCUACCAUAUUCAAUCGAGAUUCUCCGUCAUCCGGGAAAAAUGGCCUGAGCAUGCGGUACCCGCAGAUGUCCUAUCAUUCUGCAGCGAAGUCCUCCAUUUGAGCUUCGGUGACCCUAUCGCUAAACUUCUCACCAAGAUGGAGAAGCUAUACGAUAUUGUGUCGCAAUGGCAGAAUAUUGCCAGCAGGGAGUGGUCCGUCGGCCCGCUUGUUGAGCAGCUAUCAUCAUUGAUCAUUAGCUGGAGACGUCUGGAGCUCCUGUCUUGGUCACGGCUGCUUGAUGGCGAGCAGCGUAAACAUGAUGAGGACGCACAAGCCUGGUACUUUAUUGCAUAUGAGGCUAUCAUAUAUAACUCCAGGAAUCUAGACAUUCAUGACGGGGGCCUCGCUUCAUAUCAACAACAUUUGGUCGAAACAUUACAGGAGUUUCUCAAGUCGACGACACUAGGUCAAUACUCGCCCCGCUUGCGACUGCUCGACACGCUCAGCAAGACCAUGCAGAUCCUGGCAACUAACCGUUCGCACCUCAAAACGAUUGCUGCCUGCGUUCAAGACGUUAUUGAUCACCAUCGUCGGUAUGAGGGCGGUGUCGAGGCCAUGCUGCAUAGCGGCCGUGUGGGACUCGAGAAGGCUUUGGGCGAGCAGAUCAAACUCGCAAGCUGGAAGGAUACCAAUGUUACAGCCCUCCGUGAAAGCGCACGCCGAACACACCACAAACUGUUCAAAAUCGUUCGCAAAUAUCGUGAGCUCCUCAACAAGUCUGUCGUAUGCACUGUGCCUGAAGAUCCCGGGACGGGUUCCCUGGCCAGUAUUGUGGAAGACCUUUCCGUACCUCAUUCUGAAGAUGAACGAUUAGCAACAGCACUAGGACGAUGCAGCUUGCUGAUUGAGGACUGGAGCACACGGCCUGAACGUCUUACUCAACCCCUAGGCGCAAUCAGAAGCAUGCAACAUGUAUACCGACCAAAGCAUCCCGAAUUUCAGGCGUAUUUGGAGAUUGUCUCAUUCCGAGAAGACCUGGUUGAAGCAUCAAAGCAAUUGAGGAGUCAGACACCAUCAGCAUUGAACGAAGAUAAUGCCUCAUUUGUCCGCCACCUGCAAGAGAGAAAGAGAAGAUUGCUCGCGGAUACAUUGAAAGCAGUGACGCAGAUGGGGGUCAGGAGAAACCUUCCGACCUCUGAGCUUGAAAAGCAAUCAUCGUGCGCCGCUGUUCUGGCGUUGGUGGCGGAUUCGCCAGUGAGCCAAUAUACGCCGACCGAGGCUGCUGCCAACGAAACCUUCCACCAAUUGCUUGAUGUCAUGCCUCAAGUCCGCGCAGCUCGAAUCGAUCACUCAGACGAUCUCACCGAAGGCGAGAUCAAUCGUUCUGUUGGGCUUUUGGAAGGCUUGCUGUUCGUGACCAUUCGUCAACGUCAAGUAUGUCCACAGCAUGCAUUCGAAAUGAAGGGACUGGGCGCUCAGCUGUCAAUGCUCAGGUCAGUCGCGUAUUCUUCAUCAGGUCAGAUUAUGCAAUCCACUCUCUCCGCUCAAGGCGUCGAUUUUGUGCAAGAGCGCCUCGCGUGGCUGGCAGAGAUCUUGAAUAUUGGCUGUCGUAUUUUAAAGUUCCAGGCACAACAUGGAGGGUUCGAUGUCAAAGAAUGCCUGGAUUCACUGCAUUCUUACGCGAACCAAAUCACAGACUUGAGACACAACAUCCUUGAUCUACCUGACGCACCGUCGGGAAUGACGUGGAAGACAUUACAGAGUCUGAUGGGGAAAAUUCCUCAACUCUUUUCUCAAAUACGGGUUUCACUGGUCGACUGGCACGUCAGCGAACCUCGCAUCGAAUAUCUCAUGCGCCAAAUCAUUCCCUGGACCGAGACGAUUCCACCAUUGACGGACGGAACGCAAGUGCCGCACCCAAACUUGACGUUUCGAGAAUUCGAUCAGAACCUCAAAGACGUAGUGGAUCAAGUUUUUGUGGGGAUGCAACGACUGUCUUCGCUGCCGCUAGAGGUGCCCACCUCAGAUGAAGACCAAGGCUGGCUGUCCAAAUCAGACAAGUACGUCGUCGAGGCACUGCGGUCGCUGAAGAUGAGCACGAUUACCAGCCGACUUGAGGUAUCCGUGAUACAAAAGCUCCAACAUCUGACUCCGGAAGACUUCGAAGCCGCCAAGGACCUACUGCUUGUAGCCAUGCCAGUGCUCGAUCAGUAUUACUACAUUUGCGAGCAUCUCCAUAACCGACACGCCGCGCUGUUCUUGGAGACGUCGCGACUUGCCUUACAACUGGCCAGGUCCUUCUCUACCAUUGCAAAACAGGGGUUCUGUCGUCCCUCAGAGCCCGCAGACGGCGAGGAGCAGACAGGUAAACUCGAGUCUGGAACCGGGCUGGGUGAAGGGGAGGGCGCUGAGGAUAUCAGCAAGGAUGUUAAAGAUGAUGAAGAUCUCUCUGAGCUUGCACGCGAGGGGCAGAAAGAAGACAGAGACGGCGAGAUGGAGAAGACGGACGACGCGGUUGAUAUGGACCAUGAGGACCUGGAAGGCGAAUUGGGUGGUGAUGACGAGAGGCUCUCAGAUCAAGGCGACGACAAUGACCAGUCUGGAGACGAAGAGCAGAACGAUAUCGACGAAGAGACAGGCACUGUUGACGACCUCGAUCCCAACGCCGUGGAUGAGAAACUCUGGGAUGACAUCAAGAAUGAGUCGGAAAAAGACAGGGAGCUGAAAAAUGACAAGGCCAAAGGAAAGAAGUCCGACGAUCAGACUGCCGGAGAUGGAAACCAGGACAAAGGAGAAGAAAUGGAAGAGACGGGCAGGCCAGAGGAGGAAAUGGAUGAAGGCGAAGACCGAGAUGAAGGAGGAGAGCGUCCGGAAGGCCAACAGAUGGAUGAGCAUGUUGAGGAAGAGAAGGCUCUCGAUCUUCCAGAGGAGUUGCAGUUGGCUGGCGAGGAUGAGAUUAAAGACGACGAUAUCUCAGAUGAUGGCAUGGAUGAGUUGUCGGAUAUGGACAAUCCGAGGGAAGAAGUCGAGGGCGAUGGUUUUGAAGAGACUCAGGAGAUCGGAGAGCACGAGAAGCGGCCCGAUGAAGGAGCUGCUGAAGAUGAGGUUGACACAGGAGAGGAUGAGGCUGAGAACGGGAUUGCUCAAGACAACGAAAUCAUGGAAGACCAACCGGACGAAGUGGAAGACGACGACAAGAAAGACGGUCACGAUACUCGAGAAGACGAUAAGGUUCAUGACUUGGAAGAGACUGCUGGUGGAGAAUCCGGAGCCGCAAACGAGGUUCAGGAGAAUGUCGACGCAGAGCAGAGCGUCGAGGGCAUAAACGAGGCUGAACAAGAACCGAAUCCCCAGCAGUCUCAACCGGGCAAGGCUUCCGAAGACAAAGAUCAAGGCAAGACCGGCACUGGAGCCUUCGAGCGCGGCACCGGACGAGCAGAAAGCCUUGAGUAUCAGCAAAAUCAGCCUCUGAAGCAGUUGGCAGACGCCCUUGAUCGAUGGCAUCAACGUCGCGAGAUCUUGCCACCAUCUGGCGAGCAAGAUCCAGCGAGGAACGAGCAGGGAGAUGUCGACAUGGCAGAUGCUGAUUUCGAGCAUGUCCAGGAUGAAGGAGACAAGGGAGACGCUCAAGCGCUCGGCGCUGCCGCGGCGGAUCAGUCUCAAAAUCUCGACCCCAGCAAAGCCAUAGAAGACGAAGAUGCGCCCAUGGAUGAGGACACAACACUUCCUGGUGUCCUGGAGCCGGAGGUGCAGGAAGAUAUCGCAGAGAGAUUCAGCCGUCUUAAAGCGGAGGCUAAGCCACCAGGUGCCCGAGACACAGGGCCCUUCGUCCCAGACCACCAGCUCCAGCACAAGGAAUACAACGAUCACCUGGAUUCCGGCGACACUGCAUCUGAUGACUUGUCGCCUGACAUCGAACACCUCGAGCUCAGCGCUGACCAGGCACAGCAAGCUAGCCAUCCGACGAGCAGCGUCAACGCCGCACAGCUGUGGCAACAAUGCUCUGCCACCACGCACCAAUUCUCCCUCGUGCUCACCGAACAGCUGCGGCUCAUCCUCGCGCCCACGACAGCCACCAAGCUGCGCGGCGACUACCGCACGGGCAAGCGGCUGAACAUCCGCCGCAUCAUUCCGUAUAUCGCGUCGAACUACAAACGCGACAAGAUCUGGAUGCGCCGCGCCGUGCCCAGCAAGCGCACCUACCAGAUCAUGAUUGCUGUCGACGAUAGCAAAUCCAUGAGCGAGUCGGGCGCCGACGUGCUCGCCUUCGAGACCCUGGCCUUACUUACCACGUCCCUGGCCAUGCUGGAGGUCGGCGAGAUCUGCGUCGUCGGCUUCGGCGACGCCCCGGCUAUCACUGUCGCCCACCCCUUCACCCAGCCCUUCUCGCCCGCCGAUUCCGGCCCGCAUGUUUUCCAGUCAUUCAGCUUCGAGCAGCGCGGCACCGACGUCAAGAGCCUACUCACCCAGAGCAUCCACCUGUUCCGCGAGGCGCGGACCCAGCGCCAAGGUCCAGGCCGCGAAGAACAGUGGCAGCUCCAACUGAUCGUCAGUGACGGGCACUGCUCAGACCACGACGGCAUUGCGCGACUGGUCCGCCAGGCGCAAGACGAGGAGCGCAUCGUCAUCGUCUUCGUCAUCGUCGACGCCGGGGAGGAGAGCAUCCUUGAUCUCAAGGAGGCUGUCUUCGAGCCCGACCCCGCGAGUCAAGGUCGUCAUCACGCUCAGGCCGGAGGUGCCGGAUCGGGAGGCGUGGGGGAAAUGCGUGUUCGCACAAAGAGGUACCUCGACGGCUUCCCCUUCCCGUACUACCUCGUCGUGCGUGACGUCAGGGAUCUGCCGGGCGUCCUGGCGACCGCAUUGAAGGGCUGGUUCGGGAGCGUCGUUGACGUGCAGGGGUGA